This is a messenger RNA of Onychostruthus taczanowskii (white-rumped snowfinch), 2030 nucleotides long. Its product is annotated as cytochrome P450 2C19-like. The record is from RefSeq and is a predicted model, not a curated record. Lineage: Eukaryota; Metazoa; Chordata; Aves; Passeriformes; Passeridae. Gene Ontology annotation, cellular component: cytoplasm; intracellular membrane-bounded organelle. The coding region runs from base 334 to 1782 and encodes 482 amino acids. Gene Ontology annotation, biological process: xenobiotic metabolic process. Gene Ontology annotation, molecular function: heme binding; oxidoreductase activity, acting on paired donors, with incorporation or reduction of molecular oxygen, reduced flavin or flavoprotein as one donor, and incorporation of one atom of oxygen; iron ion binding. The transcript is spliced from 11 exons.
AGUACUUUGAUUAUACUUUAACCCAUCAAUACUUUACUUCUGCUGACAGAAAAAAUAUCUACAUGGCCCUGAAGAAUAAUUGUACAUGAAAGAACCCCAGAAGUGCUGUAGAUCUGCCAAGGAGUACCUGUGCUGAGAAUGUUUUCAGUGACCCAGCUCUAAGCACCAGUUUAGAUGGCAGCCAAGACCAGCACAGACAGGAAGGACAUGCAGAGGAUGAAGGAAGGUGAAGAAAACCUCUCUGUGGACCACUAGUCUGAUCAAUGAGUGUCAUGGGAAAAAAGGGAACUUUGUAGACAAGGAGCAUGGAAAGGAAGGUCUGGGAAGGGGAAGAUGCCUCCAGGACCAGCUCCCCUGCCCAUUCUAGGUAACCUGUUGCAGGUGAAACCAAGUAACUUGGCCAAAACCCUCCAGAAGCUCAGUGAAGAGUAUGGACCAGUGUUCACAGUGCACAUGGGCUCUGACCCAGUGGUGGUGCUGCACGGAUACGAUGUGGUGAAAGAAGCCUUGAUUGAUCGUGCAGACGAGUUUGCUUCCAGGGGACACAUGGCAAUUGGAGACAGGGCUAACAAUGGAUUAGGGAUUAUUUUCAGCAACAAUGAGCCAUGGUUGCAAGUCCGGCGGUUUUCUCUCACCACUCUGCGGAACUUUGGAAUGGGGAAGAGGAGCAUUGAAGAGAGGAUACAGGAGGAAUCUGACUACUUGCUGGAAGAGAUCCACAAAACAAAGGGAACAGCUUUUGACCCAACCUUCAUGCUGAGCUGUUCUGUCUCCAAUGUCAUAUGCUCCAUUGUCUUUGGGAGACGAUAUGACUAUAAAGACAAGAAGUUCCUGGCUCUGAUGGACAACAUGAACAACAUCUUUGAGAUGAUGAACUCCAGCUGGGGACAGCUCUACCAGAUGUUCUCAAAUAUUAUGGAUUACCUGCCUGGCCCACACAACAAUAUAUUUGCAGAAUUUGAUGCUCUAAAAGCCUUUGUAGCAGAGGAGGUGAAGUUGCACCAAGCCUCCCUAGAUCCCAACUCCCCUCAGGAUUUCAUCGACUGCUUCCUCAGCAAAAUGCAGGAGGAGAAAGAUCGUCCCAAUUCCAGUUUCCACAUGAAGAACAUGGUCACAAGUGCUUUCGACUUGUUCAUUGCUGGAACUGAGACAACAAGCGUCACCCUGCGAUUUGGGCUUCUGCUUCUUAUCAAAUAUCCAAAGAUACAAGAGAAAAUUCAAGAAGAGAUUGACCAGGUAGUAGGGCGAUCAAGAAAACCCUGUGUGGCUGACCGGACCCAGAUGCCCUACACAGAUGCCGUGGUCCAUGAAAUCCAGCGCUUCAUCAGUCUUGUCCCCCUCGGUGUCCCUCACACUGUGACCAAAGACACCAACUUCAGAGACUACGUCAUUCCUAAGGGCACCACGAUUUACCCUGUCCUCGCUUCUGUCCUCUCCUCUACUGCCGCCAUCUUCAGUGGUAUCUCCUGUCACCCUGUCCUCGCUUCUGUCCUCUACGACAGUAAAGAGUUUCCAAACCCACAUGAGUUCAAUCCUGAACAUUUCUUGAAUAAGGAUGGCAGCUUUAGGAAGAGCAACUACUUCAUGCCCUUCUCAGCAGGAAAACGAAUUUGCCCAGGAGAGGGCCUGGCACGAAUGGAGAUAUUCUUACUCAUAGCCACCAUCUUGCAGAACUUUACUUUGAAGUCUGUUGUCAACCCCCAGGAGCUCAGCACUACCCCAAUUCUGAGUGGGAUAGGCAAUGUACCUCCUGACUUCCAGCUCUGUGCUUUCCCCCGCUGAAAAGCACUGAACCACUCUCCACUGGCCUGAAACUGGCCAUUGCUUUACAUGUUCUUUACUACAAUCAACAGCAGGAGCAUUGGCCCACCUUUCCCAGGCCUUCAGGAAGGCAGUCCAAAUUCAGGCACAAAGGAGAGACCUCUGAAGCCUCCAGACCUCCACCAAACCGCAGGAGGCCCUGGGUGACAUUGCAGCCUCUGGCACUGAUGCUCUGUCCCCGGAUCACUGAGGACAGUGGCUGCAUCAAA